Drosophila grimshawi is the source of this 1460-nucleotide messenger RNA. It is a transcript of the gene Ctu2, whose product is annotated as cytoplasmic tRNA 2-thiolation protein 2. Gene Ontology annotation, molecular function: tRNA binding; sulfurtransferase activity. The transcript has a single exon. Lineage: Eukaryota; Metazoa; Arthropoda; Insecta; Diptera; Drosophilidae. The coding region runs from base 42 to 1235 and encodes 397 amino acids. The record is from RefSeq and is a predicted model, not a curated record. Gene Ontology annotation, biological process: tRNA wobble position uridine thiolation. Gene Ontology annotation, cellular component: cytosol.
AAGUUUAUUUAAUUUCAUUUAUUGGUGAAAUACAAGCUCAAAUGUGCAGUAUUGGAGAAGAUGAUUUUGGCGAUGAGGGUGCCACGCAUGCCAUGCUGCCUGGUUCAUCGGCCACCGGUACUGUGCUCAGUGCUGGCAGCUGUAGUAAGUGUAACCUUGCUUCAGAUGAGCUCUACAAAUUGAACUUUCGUGCCGCUGAAUGCCAGCUAUGUUUCCUCAGCUACGCCAGGCACAAGUUCCGCGCCGCCCUUGGCGCUGCCAAGGCUUUGCCACGCAGUGCUGAAGUUCUACUCCUGGUUGAUGGCAGCGGCGCUUCCCUGGUGCUGCUGGACAUGCUCCACUUUGCACAGACCCAAAACACGUUCAAGCGACUGCAUUGCAAUGCGCGAGUGCUCUACAUAGAUGCUUGUGGCAAUGAUUCACUGUCGUCUCUGCACAAGCUGCAUGAGCGUUAUGCGCCAUUUGAAUUCUAUGUCAUACAACUGAAUGCAGAGCCCAAAAGUUUGCAGUCAUUGAAGGAAUAUAGUGCGUCAAUAGUAAACGCAACGCAACAGGAGCUGCGCAGCUUGACAGCUCGCCAGGAUUAUGGACUGCAGCAGCGCAAGCGGCUGAUUGGAGCCGUAGCCGCCCAUCUGCAGUGCAGCCAUGUCUUUGAGUCUAGCAUAAGCAGCACGCUGGCCACACAGCUGUUGACGUCUGUGGCUUUAGGACGUGGCGGCAGCGUUGCUUUGGAUGUGGCGCUACUGGACGAUCGCCUGCAGGACGACAUUAAGCUGCUGCGACCCUUGAAAGACCUCAACGAACAGGAAGUUCAGUUCUAUGUGCACGCCCAGCAACUGCAACCGUUCACCUCCGAGAAUGAACUUGACCAGUCCUCCGCAGCCAGCCUCCAAAAUCUGACCAGUGCCUUUGUGGCCAAUUUACAAAUCAAUUAUGCAUCCACCGUGUCCACAAUUUUUCGCACCGGCGAUAAAAUUGCAGCCAAGCAACAGACCAACGUAGAUCCGACCACAACUUGUACGCUGUGCCAUUCCGUUUUGGAUCAUCAACUCUCAGACACCCUGCUGGCAAUUGAAUACUCACGUGCCGUCUCAGAAAUGGGCGUGGCACUGCAGCAGCAUGAUAAUAUGGAGGCCUUGGAGCAGCGCGCGAGGCAGCGCUUGACAGCAGCACAAGAUUUGUGUCACGCCUGUAGAAAUAUACAAGCCGAGUUAACUAGUGGUAACAUACCAUAAUCACUUGUAAUCAGUUUUUUUUGAUCUGAGAUCUAAAUUUAACUGCGGAUAGUGAUCUUACACAGACCUUACAAAAUUAUAAUACCCUCUAGAAGGGUAUAAGUCCAUAAAAUUAUACAAAGAUCAAAGUCUUCACUGACUCUAAAAAUAAUUAUAAAACAAAGAAGCAUGUGCUGAUUGAUUACUAGAAACUAUGGGUUACUUAUUUGUUCUUAUUUGAGUUAA